Porites evermanni is the source of this 1072-nucleotide messenger RNA. NCBI's taxonomy places the organism in Eukaryota, Metazoa, Cnidaria, Anthozoa, Scleractinia, Poritidae. The record is from the annotation of a GenBank genome assembly.
AUGAAGUUUCUCGGCUUAUAUAUUUUUGUGGCAUUAAUCUGGACGGAUGGCGUUAAGUCAUUAGCUUCCGUCAGUCUUUCAAGCGGCAGAGUGAGAUUGAGUGGCUCUGUAUAUGUAACAAUGCAGAGCAAUGUAGAAGAUGUCUGGACCGCUUUAUCAAGAGGUAAGAGACAUUUGAUUUGAAAGAAAAAAUGCUUGAACAUCGGUUGUUAUCUGCUAAAGUUUCACGGGACAUGAAAAAUUUGAAGUAAAAUGGUAGGGUAGAUAUAUGAUGACAGAUUACAAAACAAAAGGCCCCAUUUAAAAGCAGGUCGAAGCACCUAAUCACUUAUUUUCGCCAUUUUUCUUACAACAAACGUGAAAUUAAUUUUACGUGUUUUCUUGUUACAAGUCUACAGAUAUCCUAUUAUUAAGAGUGGGGACCUUAUUGUGCUGCGAACAGCGCACAGCAGUUACUACAGUUACUUGAUGCGUUGCACGACUAGUUACUGCCACUGGUACUCUUGCUCUGGUAGUCGGAGUAUGACGCCAUCAUUAUGGUCUUCCUGUAACUCAUAUACAAAGUUCUACAUCACAGCGAUGGGAAAAAAGAAUGGAGAACCCAUCAACAGUGGAGACACGGUGUCACUGAGGUCUUAUGCCUACGGUUCCAGCUACCAUCUGAGGUGCACAUCAUCGUCUAGCUGGUACUGCAGAAUAUCAUCGUAAGUAAACCGCGCUGCCUUUUGCUUCACCAAUAAGUAAAAGAAUGUUCUAACUAAUGGUAUGUUCAUUUAUCAAUCUUUGGAUCCUCUUUUUCCUUUUUUCCAACAGGACCACCAGCUCAAUGACUGGGAACAAUUGGCUUUACUAUUACUACGCCACCUUCCAGCUUUACUCGAGAUACGCAGUGGAUGGUACACCGGUGCAAUAUGGUGACGUAGUGGGCCUCAAAUAUCCCUUCUACACCUCGAGUACCUGGCUUAUGAGGUAUAGCAGCUACUUUCGUCCUCGUAGCUGUAGCAGUAACAGCAAGAUGUCCUGUGCAAGGGAGAAUACUUACACUGGCUUCCGGAUCUUCAAGAAGCUGUGA